UAGAGAGGAAUUGUUGGGUGGAACAGGCUCUGGGGUAUUGGUAUCGUUGGCUGUUUCUUCUUCUUCUUCUCUUCUUGCAACUUCUCUGCCUCUCUUUUUCCACCACCUCAGGCCUCUGUUCACAAUGACAACAAUCUUGCACAAGGAAUCCAACCAGAAGAUUCAUGUCGAAAACCCUUCAACCACCGACAACAUCAAGCAUCUCAACGACUUCUACUGGACAAAUUUCAAAGAGCCCCAUGCCAUAAGAAGAAAACAAAUCUUGAAAAAAUAUCCCCAGGUAUCAAAGCUAAUGGGCCCUGAGCCCUUGACAAAGUACAUUGUCUUCUGUGUGGUUUCGUUGCAAUUUUCCAUUGCCUACUAUUUGAGAAACACCUCUUUCUUUUCUUGGAAAUUCUUCCUUUUAGCUUACAUUGUUGGUGCUACUGCAAACACUAAUUGCUUUUUGGCCAUCCACGAAUUAUCUCACAACCUAGGCUUCAAAUCCCCAUUGCACAACAAACUAUUCUCCAUCUUCACCAACUUCCCCAUAGGUGUCCCCUACUCAGCUUCCUUCAAACCAUACCACCAAUUGCACCACAAGUUUUUGGGCGACGACAAAUAUGACACCGAUCUUCCAACAAGAUUCGAAGCAAUCUUCUUGUCAAACAUCAUGGGAAAGAUCUUUUUCGCAACCUUUCAAAUAUUCUUUUAUGCUCUAAGACCAAUGUGCAUCACAUCCAUAACCUUCACCUAUAUUCAUCUCUUAAACCUCAUUUCCCAACUUGUUGUCGAUUUCCUUAUGCUCAAAUACUGGGGCGUAAACUCUCUACUAUACUUUAUCUUCUCUUCCUUCUUAGCCGGUUCUUUACAACCCUUGGCUGGUCAUUUCAUUGCAGAACAUUAUAUUCUCCAACCUCCAAGUUUUUACGACUUUGAACAUUUUGAGAAAAACGAUUUAAUGCCCCCAGAAACUUACUCCUACUACGGAAUCCUUAAUAUCUUUGCCUGGAAUGUCGGUUUGCAUAACGAACACCACGACUUUCCUUACAUUGCCUGGUCAAAAUUAUUUGAACUAAACAAAAUAGCAAACGAAUUCUACGAGCCUUUACCAAAGGUCAAAAGUUGGGCCCUAGUCCUAUUCGACUUUAUUCUAGAUGAUAAAGUAACUUUAUGGAAUAGAGUAAGAAGACAAAGAGUCAACACAGAAAAGGCAAAACUCGCAGACUUGGAGUAUUAAUCAUUUACUAUAAACAUAUUCAUUCAAUUACUAUAAAUAUAUUCACUCAAUUCAUAGAAAAUACUACAAUAAUAUAUAUGUAUAUGUAUAAAGAAAAACUUUUAUCCCUUUUGAAGCC
Molecule: messenger RNA, 1337 nt
Organism: Ascoidea rubescens DSM 1968
Lineage: Eukaryota; Fungi; Ascomycota; Saccharomycetes; Ascoideales; Ascoideaceae
Product: sphingolipid delta(4)-desaturase family protein
Exons: 1
Coding region: 125-1219 (364 amino acids)
Biological process (GO): ceramide biosynthetic process
Cellular component (GO): membrane
Molecular function (GO): sphingolipid delta-4 desaturase activity
Source: RefSeq, a predicted model, not a curated record